Messenger RNA from Cyprinus carpio (common carp), 5976 nucleotides. Its product is annotated as fibronectin leucine rich transmembrane protein 1a. Lineage: Eukaryota; Metazoa; Chordata; Actinopteri; Cypriniformes; Cyprinidae. The record is from RefSeq and is a predicted model, not a curated record. Gene Ontology annotation, molecular function: protein binding.
GGGGUGGGGGGUUCAUAGUUAUGGCCUCAACUUGUCACCCAUAGCUCAGUUCAAAUGAAUCAGGAAAACGAUUCAAACGAAUGAUUCGUUUGCGAAUCGGUCACCGCUACGCUGUGAACCGAGCGUGAAUUAUGCAUACGGACUAACAAGGGAAAGUGAUGCUCAGAGAGAAGGACAGAGGACUCGGGAAAGAUGCAUUAAAGGGCGAUGAAGUUCUGUGAAACGGUUUCUCGUCGCAGCGUUAUAUGUACGCACGCAUGAUUAAUUUAGUGUAGUGUUUUAUUGUUACGUAGCACGAGGUGGAUUUUAUUGCAAAGGAAAAAGCGAUAGUCAUAUCGGAUGGUAGCUGAAAGCAAGAGAGAAAGGGGGUACAUUAUUUUAAUAAUUACUUAUAGGCUACAGCGGACCGUCACUUAAUUUUGAAAUACAUCUUGAAUAGCGUGGAACUUCGCAGUUCUGAGGAAAUAACAAAACGCGUUUUAUUUGCUCAAGGAGAGAUGGAUGGAGAGACAGUCAAAGAAAGCGAUCUCUAAAGAAAAGGGUGAAAAAAAAACACGCCACAAGUCUAAAUGGAUUUUUGAGUCAUCUUCUGUAAAGAGUUUUUAAAUUGGUUGAUUGUGCUAUAAAAGGCAAGUGGAGGAGAGGAGAGCUUGCUGUUGCAUGAUGGCUCUUGAAGGUAUAGGAGAGCUUCGAGACUUGCUCUUCUUCCUGCUCCUGUGCCUCACAUUAUUGGCUGAACUAUUGGAGAUGACUGCAGCUUCUGCACAGGGACUGGAUGGCGAAAGUGACCUAGUGUGCCCAUCUGUGUGUCGCUGUGAUGAGGACUUUAUUUACUGCAAUGACCGUGGAUUGAGUGCAAUCCCACCUCUGCCACCAUCUGCAACUGUACUUUAUCUUCAGAACAAUCACAUUGACAAUGCAGGGCUUCCUAGGACCUUGGAACAUCACAUGACUGUGCGUGUCAUAUAUCUCUAUGAUAAUGAGCUUGAUGACUUUCCCAUGCAUUUGCCACCUUCAUUAAGAGAGCUUCACCUCCAGGACAACAAUAUUAGACUUUUGCCAAGGACUGCACUUGCUAGACUUCCACUACUUGAAAAGUUGCAUCUGGACGACAACUCUGUUUCUACAGUGAGUAUUGAGGACCAGGCCUUUGCGGACAACCCUCGAUUACGUCUCCUCUUCCUUUCCAGAAACCACCUCUCUAGCAUCCCAUCUGGUCUUCCUGCCUCACUUGAAGAGCUCCGUUUAGACGACAACCGAAUCUCUACUAUUCCUACACAUGCCUUCCGAGGUUUGUCCUCUUUACGUCGCCUGGUUUUGGAUGGUAAUCUUUUAGCUAAUCAACGCAUAGCUGAUGACACCUUCUCACGCUUGUCAAAUUUAACAGAACUCUCCCUGGUCCGUAAUUCACUUCAAACACCCCCACUUAACUUGCCCAGUGCCCACCUGCAGAGACUCUCCCUUCAGGACAAUAACCUUAUACACAUGCCUCGGGGCUCACUUGAUGGAAUGCGCAGACUGCAGCGCCUAGAUCUCUCUGGAAACAAUCUGACUACCCUUCCCAGAGGACUGUUCAGGGACUUGGAGAGCCUGGGGCAGCUGCUUGUGCGAGGAAACCCAUGGCAUUGUGGGUGCAACUUGCGCUGGCUACAUGACUGGCUGGAAGCAAAGGGGAAUACUAUUACAGUGAGAGGCUUUAUCUGCCAGACACCAGAGCGAGUCCGAGACAUGGCACUUAGAGACCUCACAAAUCAGAUGGAUGAAUGUGAGUUGGCUGCUGCUGGUGGUGCUGGAGUAGGUACAGGGGUUGGCGUUGGUGGUAACAGAGUAAGUGGAGGAGCAGCAGGAGUCAUUUCUACCACUCUUUCUCCCCCUCAAGGGUCCCUAUUUACACUUAGGUCCAAGCGACCAGGCGUUGGUCUCCCAGAAAUAGGAUUGGACUACACAUUAAGCAGCAGCGGUGUGGGCAAGAACCUGGCACUGAAUGUGAAACCCCUAUCCCAUGACAGCAUCCGUGUUACUUGGAGUGUAGCACAAACAUCUUCUUCCUUUCGAUUAAGCUGGCUUCGCCUAGGAACAAGCUCUGCCAUGGGGUCCAUCACAGAAACCUUGGUUAGAGGUGAUCGGCGGGAGUAUCUUCUCACUUCCCUGCAACCUGCUUCCAGCUACAUCAUCUGCAUGGUGCCUCUAGUAUCUAACAGUGGAAGCAGGAGUAGUUUGCCUGGGGAGGACACAGAAUCAAAUGAGGUUCCAGUUUGUGCUAGAACAGAAACGUCUGAUCCUAGCCACCCUGAUGAUGAUGGUGAAGAUGAGAGCUCUGAUAAACUGACUUCUCUUCCUCUUGCAGGAAUUAUUGGAGGUGCUACGGCAAUAGUUUCCCUCGCUCUUAUCAUUGGCAUUUUCUGCUGGUAUGGGCACCGUGCAGGACGUUUCACAUCACAAGACCAUUACAGCCAUAGUAGCUCUCGCAAGAGCAAACACUAUGAUGACUACAUUGAGUCAGGCACAAAGAAAGACAAUACUAUCUUAGAGAUCAGAAGUCCAGGAUUUCAGAUGACACCAAUGGCAACAAGGCAGCCCCUUCAACCGAAACCAGUGAGAGAGGAUUACAUCAUACACACCAUCUUCCCCUCGAAUGGCACAGGUCUAUACAAGCCAUCCCAAAACAUGACCAACUCUAGCUAUGGUUCUAAUCGUGGAUAUAGAGAAGGAGGCAUUCCAGAUAUAGAUUACUCCUACACAUGAUAGCUUUGAUUUAGAAACCAUAAUUAGGAGUCAUGUACUGCAUAGAUACACAGUUUUUAAUCAACAUGGGCUCUGCAGAAUCCCUUUGUGCCUUCUGGUCUUCAUUACAAUGUAGCCUGCUGUUCAUGACAAUGUAAAACUUUUAAUUGGCCCAGAUGCUUAUAGGAAGCAUUAUAAAUGUGGUGCCAGGAGGCGAUGAUGCCAUUUCAGGUGGUGAUACCAAAUGCUAUUUUCACCUCCCGGUGUAAUGAUCAGUGUCCCUGACAUUGCUGUUUUUUCUCUGGCUAGUGCACUGAGGUGGAUUCAAGGGCAGCCCACACCGCAUUCAGCUCACAGACUGUUCACAGGGCUCAGUACAUAUAUGGGAGAGAGGCAGUCUUCUAUUUGGAAAUAACCAACCUGCUGUACAUUUUAACAUUUGUCUCCUAUGGGCUGAAUCAAAGGAACCAGGAUUGACAAGAAUCCUGCAUUAACAAGGCAACCUUUUUGUUCAGAGGAAACUGGAAAUAUUUUGUUUUAAGUGAUCCUUCUGGAAAAUGCAUGGGUUCACAUGCACAGUUGUUUUUUUGAAGAACAAGCUGCAGAACAUGACUACUAUUCCUAAUUAAAAUAGAGUGUCUGGAACAAGCAGAGACAUGGCCCUCAAAAACUACAGCAAGGUUUGAAAUGCCUCAAAAACUAAAUAAAUUUGAAUUCUUAUACACUUGAAAGAAGCCUGAUGCUACUACGAUAAUGUCUAACAAGUGUUAUGUUGACUGCUCUAGUUGCAGACUGGUGUAAAGUUGAGAGGAUGAAUGAAAUGGCUUCAUGUGUGUUGAGGAAGUUUUGAUUUUUAAAAAUUGCAACUGAACCCUGGUGUGUUGAUCGAUACAAACAAUGAAAGUUAGAUAUUGUCAUAACUCUGUUCCCUAGUUGUUUGAUUUUUAUUUAUUUAUUUAUUUAUUUUUUCCAUUUGUUUUACUAUAUAUUUUCUUUUUAACUCAUAAAGCCCUGCUAAUACUUAUGAUUUUUUAUCAAUUUUAAAUUUUUUACCUUUCCUACAAAAAAAUAAAAAUAAAAAUAAAAAAUGCUUGUUUACAAUAGAUUGUCCCCUAUAUUGCACAGAGACUAAACCAAUGUUCUGUUAUGGUGGCUCAUGGUUUGUAGAUUGCUUAGACACAUUUUUAGCACAAAGUUACAUUCUAUAAAUCACUUAUUUACACCUCCAAAUUUCACUGUAGAUAAAGAUAUGGCCUUGCUGCUAACCACAGCGGUUGUACUUCUAUGAUUCUUAGGGAGAAGAGGAAGAGUGUUAGAGGGGAAACCAGGAAUUUGAACCAUAACACUGUGGACCAUCACUGUGGAAGAUAGAGAGUCCAUCAGAAUGUUGUAUAAUUUUGUAAGGUGGAUGCAGUUUUGAUUUGAAAAAAAAAAAAAGGCACUUUUUUCCUUUGUGUAGAAAUUAAGCAUUUAGUCAAUGUCUUCAACCCAUUAAUUUAAGCCAACAGCAGAACAGAAUGCUAAUUAAGGAUUAAUCAGAGAAUUUACGCAAUGGUUCUGAGGUAGUCAGAGAGAAAAGUUAUGUUCAUUUUUACAGAAGACCUCCCUUGAGUCUCCGUAACAUUUCUGUUCUGCUCUGCUGUAUUUAUGUAUUUGAGGACUUGUGGAGAAUUUAAGACAGCUUACACUGCCUUGUAUUUUAUGUACUAUUUGGCAUUGUACUGUAAGUGUCAAAAACAGGAAAGAAAAAAUGGAUAGAGAGAGAAAAGAUGAUUGAAGAGAGAGAUAGAAGUAGAAUGUUCUAAACUGAGAAAGAGUGAGAGAUUAUACACAUAUAACAUGGAUUUGAUAUUGAAGCAGAGGCAUAACGGAAAUGAAGCCUGUGGUGUUGAACUGUGCAUGAAAUGUUUUGUCAUCUUCUUGCUGUCUGCUGUUGUGUUGCAACUUUGUCUUAUGCCUUCUACGCAAAAAAAAAAAAAAAAAAAAAAAAAAAAAACAACCUACUCCUAACUUCUGUUUCAGAGAUGGAAAUUAAUCAAGACUUCGUGACAUUUCAAUACACAUUGGUUUAACAGCAGUUCAGCCUCACAGUGUAAUUUUUUUAAACCAAAAACAUAAUUUUUGCUUUUAAUUAGCCUUUUUUAGGGAUAGCUCACCGACAAUGGAAAUUCUGUCAUUCACUCACCCUCAAGUUGUUCCAAACCGGCAUGAUUUAUUUUUUUAUUUUUUUAUUUUUAUUUGGUUGAACACAAAAUAACAUAUUUUUAAGAAAAUUAUUAACCAAACAGUUGUUGGUCCCCAUUGAUUUCAAUGAAAUAAAUACUGUGGACGUCAUUGGGGACCAAAAACUGUCUGGUUACAUUCUUCAAAAUACCUUCUUUUGUGUUCAGCAGAAGAAAGAAUUUCAUAAAGGUGCACAUUUAUGCUCAAGGGUGAGUAAAUGAUGAUAGAAUUUCCAUUUUCAUUGUACUAUCCUUUUAAAUUGAUCUGUGGGUUUUUCAGCCUUUUAUUUUUAGGCCAGAGAGACAACUGUUAAAUUGAGGAAAGGGUAAAGAGUGCACAGGACAUGAAGCAGGGCAGACUCUACUAACUACCCGAUGCACCACUGCUUUUUUAUUAUUAUUAUUGUUUGAUUUAUUGAUUGUUGGUAUGUUUGUCCAAGUGUAACAGUUAGUUCACUCCAAAAGGAAAAUUGGCAUUUUUUUCUCACUCUCCUGUCAUUCCUAAUCCAACUUGAAAUUGACAAGAAGUUAACUUUAAUAAAAUUCAACUUUUACUUUCUUGCUUGGAACACAGAAAUUUAGCAAAAUAGUUCAGCAGAAUGUUGCUGUAGAAUGCUGAUAAAAUGAAAACUUACAGUCACCAGGGACUGUCAAGCUCUGAAAAGAACAAAAAGACAUUAUAAAAGCACAAUAAAAGUAGUCUGCAUGACUCUGGAGACUAUAUUCUAAAUCUUCUGAAAGCAUUCAAUAGCUCUGUGUGAGGGACAGGGCAAAAUUUAAAUAGUUAUCAAAUCCAGUCAGUUUCAUGCUUGCACUCAUUCAAACAUGAAGGAAUAGUUCUUAUACAGUACAUUAAAUUAAUGUCACCAGGCACCAUUAGUUCUAAUGUGUCUUGUAAACUACCAAAACUUGUCAAAUUUGACUGAAUGUAGUGGCAGCUCGUCGGUGGAGGCAGGGGAGGCACAGCUUCCCCAAAAUUUUGAGGUGAAAAUGAGGACAAUUUAAUGUUAAUAAAAUUCACAAUUCAUUU